Strongylus vulgaris is the source of this 822-nucleotide messenger RNA. The record is from the annotation of a GenBank genome assembly. NCBI's taxonomy places the organism in Eukaryota, Metazoa, Nematoda, Chromadorea, Rhabditida, Strongylidae.
AUGUUACAAUCUUUGGCUCCUUUCUGUUUUAUUGGAACAACAGGUCUUGAGAAAUUAUCCUCCAUAGUUCCAUGUGAACAGUUGCACUGCUAUAUUAUUUUAUUUCUUGCUCUGGAUGGCCUCAGCGCUAAUAGUUGCAAUAAGAAGUCGCUGCAUGGCUUUAUCCCUCUCCAAGCGAUAUUAGUUCAUAUUCAUCUCAAGUUUAGGACAGCGCUCCAUUGGGCAGCUCGUCGUGGCUACGAAGAAAUCUGCCUUUUAUUAUUGGCUAGUGGAUUUAGUAGGGAAGUAAAGGAUCACAAGGGAAGAACGCCAUUUGACGUUUGUGCUGAGGAUAACAAAGAAUUGAGGGAAAUUCUUCGACCAGAAUCAGAAGAAUACAAGGACAUCGAUGAUAUAAUGCCGUCAGCUGUUGACAAACGGCGCCAUUCCGAGAAUACAGUUGGGCACGAUAAAUUUGUACCAAAUUACAUUCGAAAUCCUCCAUUUCCAUAUGUGACGAAGGCUUCUUCAUUUGAUUGUGGAACAAAUACUAUUUGUAACUGCACCGAUAGGAAGCAGGCGUUCAGACGUGUCACAUUGCCAGGUGGUUCUACCGUUGAACAGCUUAAAAAGAUGGUGGAAAAGUCUAUGCGAAAUGGGAAAAUCGAGGCUAUAUUGACCCUUCCCGAUAGGGUGCUAGUUGAAGACGACGCGCAAAUUGCCCAAUUUUCCGAUUGUCAAAGAGUUGAGGUCAUCUAUGCCGAAGGAGAAGUAACACCACCGCUCGUGAGUUUUAUGCAUGUUGUAUACAGUUACAUUGGUGCUAGUUGGGAUAUCUCUUGA